AUGGGUUCCAUUCAACUAAACCGUCAUGAUCAGGUGUAUGCAGCACCGCAGGCCCGCUGGGACCUUAAAUUCACCAUACGCAACCUCAACCUGUAUCGCCUCGAAGAUAAAAAACCCUUCAGACCUGACGACGAAAAAGGCGCCCGCGCUAGAAUCAAUCAAUUCUUCGAGGAGCAAACUCACGGCCUACUACCCAAGUCGUAUAGCUAUCAGGAUCUUCGUGAUUUUCUGGCUCUUGCGGAUAUCGGCAUGUUUGAUCAAAACAUGUCAACGUGUUUGAAUGAGCAGGAUAUGGCGAGGAUUGUGCUUCUCGAUGAGAGAAUGGAUGAUCAAUCAUCUAUGUCGAGGCAGUGGAAGGAGUAUGAGCAGUAUCCGCCUAGAGGCACGGCUGAGUGUACGACUGUGCUGAACUCUAGAGAUUGCUAUGAGAAACUCAUUCAGACUCGAGAACAUCUUGGAAGGUCCUCUCCGGAGCGACGAAGCAUUUACAUUCAAGAUCUAUCACCUUCAUGUGCAGCUGGUCUUAUUCUCGCAGUCUCCCGCAGAUAUGCUGUUUUUCUGCGCGACUUCCUCUCCCGAUAUAUGACAAAUCGGGUCUAUUUUGGAGUAACAAUGGACUACCCUAUACAACCACCAAGCCCAUACGCAUUGGAAUUUCACAUCCCCUAUUUCGCCCUACGAAAAUCGUUCAGCACAUCGGAAAAACUACACAGCAACAUCGUUGGCCGACGAUCCGGCGUAUUUGCUGACAGUUUUACCCGCAACUGCGAACCUGGACAGAAAGAAUUCUUCCACGAGGCACAGGUCUCGGUACUGUUGGUCGGGAUAGACGAGUGGGUGUGGACGCUUUACUGUCUUGUCGAGAGCCAGUUUGAGGGUUCGCGCGACCCGGCCGAGCUUGAAAAAUACGUUAUUAAUAUGAGAGAUGCGCCGUCUGGGAACUACGCCUCGUAUAAAAUGCCUAUUUGGAAUCCGCGGGAGUAUUUCUUGUUGGUGUUGUGUAGGCGAAUGGAUCAGGCGACGUUGGAGUGGCUGAAUUUGGUAGAGACUCUAGAUCAGCGAUUGAAGGAUCUGGAAAAUGACACCUUUGUCAAACCCUCGGCAGAGUCCUUUGCCGGACACAAUUCGGACAUAUCACGCAUCAACGACUAUACCUGGGCAAUCCAAGUAUUACAACUUUUCACAAACACACUAAUCAAAACGAUUGAGUCAUGGCAGGUAUUCAGCCAAAUCCAUCUCCCCAUGUUUCUGCCCGGUGACGGCGAACCCGAAUACUCGUCCACGGUCCCCAGCUAUCUGCAGCGACUUGAUAGGGACGUUUCUGAGCUGCGCUACUUUCAUACUUUGCUUGGGCAGCGCAUUGCCGCCUUUGAGAGUCGAAGGAGUAUGAUCCUUAAUACCUCAGCUCUAGUGGAAACCAGAAUAUCAAAUACACAAGCGGCGGAUAUCGGGUUGUUGACCAAAGUGACAGUGGUUUAUCUCCCCUUGGGCCUUGUAACUGCUUUGUUCAGCAUGAGCUUCAUGCAGAUUGUCGGAUCUUUCAUUCAAUCUGCAAUUGAUUUACUCUGCUUUGUCAUGGAUCAGCCGCAAAAUCAGGAUGAUGCGGCGAACAGACAAUGA
Molecule: messenger RNA, 1620 nt
Organism: Talaromyces amestolkiae
Lineage: Eukaryota; Fungi; Ascomycota; Eurotiomycetes; Eurotiales; Trichocomaceae
Exons: 9
Coding region: 1-1620 (539 amino acids)
Source: RefSeq, a predicted model, not a curated record